Molecule: messenger RNA, 2450 nt
Organism: Balaenoptera ricei (Rice's whale)
Lineage: Eukaryota; Metazoa; Chordata; Mammalia; Artiodactyla; Balaenopteridae
Gene: NPAS4
Product: neuronal PAS domain protein 4
Exons: 8
Coding region: 1-2397 (798 amino acids)
Biological process (GO): regulation of transcription by RNA polymerase II
Molecular function (GO): DNA-binding transcription factor activity, RNA polymerase II-specific; RNA polymerase II transcription regulatory region sequence-specific DNA binding; protein dimerization activity
Source: RefSeq, a predicted model, not a curated record
AUGUAUCGCUCCACCAAGGGCGCCUCCAAGGCGCGCCGCGACCAGAUCAACGCUGAGAUCCGGAACCUCAAGGAGCUGCUGCCGCUGGCUGAAGCGGACAAGGUCCGGCUGUCCUACCUGCACAUUAUGAGUCUUGCCUGCAUCUACACUCGCAAGGGCGUCUUCUUCGCUGGAGGCACUCCUCUGGCGGGCCCCACAGGGCUUCUCUCAGCUCAAGAGCUUGAAGACAUAGUGGCAGCACUACCUGGAUUCCUGCUUGUGUUCACGGCGGAGGGGAAGCUGCUAUAUCUCUCUGAGAGUGUGAGCGAGCAUCUGGGCCACUCCAUGGUGGACCUGGUUGCCCAGGGUGACAGUAUCUACGACAUCAUUGACCCAGCUGACCACCUAACUGUGCGCCAGCAACUCACGCUGCCCUCUGCUCUGGAUAAUGAUCGCCUCUUCCGCUGUCGCUUCAACACCUCCAAGUCCCUCAGGCGCCAGAGUGCAGGCAACAAACUGGUGCUUAUUCGAGGCCGAUUCCACGCUCACCCACCUGGGGCCUACUGGGCAGGAAAUCCUGUGUUCACAGCUUUCUGUGCUCCACUGGAGACAAGACCCCGUCCUGGCCCUGGCCCUGGUCCUGGUCCUGGCCCUGCCUCACUUUUCUUGGCCAUGUUCCAGAGCCAUCACGCUAAGGACCUGGCCCUUCUGGACAUCUCAGAGAGUGUCCUAAUCUACCUGGGCUUUGAGCGCAGUGAACUGCUCUGUAAAUCAUGGUAUGGACUGCUGCACCCUGAGGACCUGGGCCACGCUUCUGCUCAACACUACCGCCUGUUGGCUGAGAGUGGAGAUAUUCAAGCAGAGAUGGUGGUGAGACUGCUGGCCAAGCCUGGAGGCUGGGCGUGGAUUUAUUGCCUUUUAUAUUCAGAAGGUCCGGAGGGUCCCAUUACUGCCAAUAACUACCCAAUCAGUGAUACAGAAGCCUGGAGCCUCCGCCAGCAGUUAAACUCUGAAGAAACCCAGGCAGCCUAUGUCCUGGGCACGCCGACCAUGCUGCCCUCAUUCCCGGAGAACAUCCUCUCCCAGGAACAAUGCUCUGGCCCUAAUCCACUCUUCACCAUGGGGCCUCCCCGAAGCACCAAUUUCCCCAGUGCUCCUGAGCUGGGUGCUGUCUCAACACCAGAAGAGCUUCCCCGACCCCCCAAAGAGCUUGGCUUCAGUUACCUGACAUUCCCAUCUGGCCCUGAGCCUUCUCUUCAAGCAGACCUGAGCAAGGAUCUUGUGUGCACCCCACCCUACACGCCCCACCAGCCGGGAGGCUGUGCCUUCCUCUUCAGCCUCCAUGAGCCCUUCCAGACCCACUUGCCCACUCCAUCCAGCUCUCUCCAAGAACAGCUGACUCCAAGCACUGUGACCUUCUCUGAUCAAUUGACGCCCAGCAGUGCAACUUUCCCAGAUCCGCUGACUAGCCCACUACAAGGCCAACUGACUGAAACCUCAGCCAGAAGCUAUGAAGAUCCUUGCACCUCCACUUUCCCAGAUCAGCUGCUUCCCAGCACUGCCACCUUCCCAGAGCCUCUGAACAGCCCUGCCCGUGAGCAGGUGAAUUCUCCAAGCACAGCAUUCCAAGCACACCUGAACAGCCCCAGCCAAACUUUCCCAGAGCAACUGAGCCCCAAUCCCACCAAGACUUACUUCGCCCAGGAGGGAUGCAGUUUUCUCUAUGAGAAGUUGCCCCCAAGUCCUAGCAGCCCUGGUAAUGGGGACUGCACACUCCUGGCCCUAGCCCAGCUCCGGGGCCCCCUCUCUGUGGAUGUCCCCCUGGUGCCCGAAGGCCUGCUUACACCUGAGGCCUCUCCAGUCAAGCAGAGUUUCUUCCACUAUUCUGACAAGGAGCAGAAUGAGAUAGACCGUCUCAUCCAGCAGAUCAGCCAGUUGGCUCAGGGCAUGGACAGGCCCUUCUCAGCUGAGGCUGGCACGGGUGGGCUAGAGCCACUUGGGGGGCUGGAGCCCCUGGACGCUAACCUUUCCCUGGCAGGAGCUGGCCCCCCUGUGCUCAGCCUGGACCUGAAACCCUGGAAAUGCCAGGAUCUGGAUUUCCUGGCUGACCCUGAUAUAUUCCUGGAAGAGACGCCCGUGGAAGACAUCUUCAUGGAUCUCUCUACCCCAGACCCCAAUGGGGAAUGGAGUUCAGAGGAUCCUGAGGCAGCAGUCCCAGGAGGGGCCCCAUCACCUUGCAACAACCUGUCCCCAGAAGAUAGCAGCUUCCUGGAGGACCUGGCCACAUACGAAACCGCCUUUGAGACAGGUGUCUCAGCAUUCCCCUACGAUGGGUUUACUGAUGAGUUGCAUCAACUCCAGAGCCAAGUUCAAGACAGCUUCCAUGAAGAUGGAAGUGGAGGGGAACCAACGUUUUGAAUAAGUCUGUGACUUAACGUCGUCAAGUAUGGCAUAUUGUCAUCAAGACAUGG